AUGAAAUCUAGUCAUCACCGCUCUUCUUCCGAAGAAAGUGAGCCGCAGAAAGGCGAUGGCAAGGGAUCAAAUGAAGUACAGAAACGGCGUUUCCAGGAAGUGAGGAAAUCAUAUUCUUCGGAAGAAGCGUCCGGACCUCCGCGAAAAAGUUAUAAGAGUGAGCGAAGCGGUGAUAAAAGCAACUCAGAAAGCCCAGAACGUGAAAAAGUCAGGGAUGGAAAAAGUGCCGGUAGCAGUCGUGACUUUGACAAAGACCGUGCAGGCGAGCUUUUUGGAGAUCGUGAGAAAAAGAAGGAAAAAACUGUUAGACGUGACUACGAAAUGGAUUCUCGAGUAGAUGAUAGGAGAUCAGAUAACAGAAAUCGAUAUGGGGAUCGAAGUAGAGAACGAAGGAGCAAUGACAACUGGAAAUUUGGAAGACGUGAUGAUCGAUACUCGAAGAGCGAUGCGCGUUGGAGGCGAAAUGAUAGGCCAGGACGUGAUCAUGAUCGGAGGCGAAGGGGUAAUGAUCGUCCGGAUCGGCGCAGUCGAGAUAGUGACGAAGAAGCAAAUGCAGACAGGCCGGCAUGGGCUACAAAAGCAGUUAUAAAACGAGCUGAAGAGAUCCAGCAGAGGAAAUUACUUUGGGGGAAGCAUGAUGAGAAAAAAGAAGAUGACGAUGCGUCGAAUAAUUCGAAGUCUUUAACAAAUUCUACAUGGAAUUCAAUUCUGGCAGCUACAUCUUCUGAUUCUAAACAGUUAGAUAAGUUUAAAAGACUGAUGGGGAUUAAAAAAAGUGACGAACUUCCUACAGAGCCAGAUGUUAACCAAGCUCAACUGGAGGCUGAGCGUGAGCGUCAACGUGCAUUGUACAAAAAUCUUGACCAGCAGUAUGCCAUAGCGAGGUCUACGACGCAUUUGGGGAGAGGGCAAGGGCUUGGGUUCCACUAG
Molecule: messenger RNA, 930 nt
Organism: Enterobius vermicularis (human pinworm)
Lineage: Eukaryota; Metazoa; Nematoda; Chromadorea; Rhabditida; Oxyuridae
Source: the annotation of a GenBank genome assembly